UUGCCACAGAGUUGCCACAGAGUUGCCCUGAAAGUGUUGGGUCGUUAUGAUGAUGAUGUCUGGCUUGGUCGACAUGGUAUCAGAACGUGGUCAUCAGAGGGAGAGUGGGCUGUUUCGUAUCAUGGAACUGCACCCGAGAAUAUCAGACGAAUUUGCAGUGGUGGAUACGAUACGGGCACAUGCACGAAGCAAAUGUUUGGUCCAGGAAUCUACUCCACUCCAUCGUUCGCGGUCGCCGAAUCGUAUGCCAAGCAAUUUGUUUUAAAGGGGGUAUCAUACAAGAUGUUACUACAAAAUCGAGUGAAUCUCAACAGUUCUAAUAUCGUGGCAAAGGAGAACAACCACACUGAGGCUGAUUAUUUCGUAACACCGGAUGAUAAGGAUAUUCGCCCAUACGGAGUUUGCCUCAAACAAGUCUAA
Paramuricea clavata is the source of this 420-nucleotide messenger RNA. The record is from the annotation of a GenBank genome assembly. Lineage: Eukaryota; Metazoa; Cnidaria; Anthozoa; Malacalcyonacea; Plexauridae.